Molecule: messenger RNA, 546 nt
Organism: Acanthosepion pharaonis
Lineage: Eukaryota; Metazoa; Mollusca; Cephalopoda; Sepiida; Sepiidae
Source: the annotation of a GenBank genome assembly
AUGUUUGUUUAUCCGAAAAAUAUAUACAUAAUAACAGUUGAAAUUGAAUCUCAGUCUAUUCAUUUUCUAUCUAUCUAUCUAUCUAUCUAUCUAUCUAUCUAUCUAUCUAUCUAUCUAUCUAUCUAUCUAUCUACCCCAGUCUAUUCAUUUUCUAUCUAUCUAUCUAUCUAUCUAUCUAUCUAUCUAUCUAUCUAUCUAUCUAUCUAUCUAUCUAAGUUUGUUUAUUUAUCCUUUUUGAAUUCUCUUUCAUUUAUUCUAUCUAUCUAUCUAUCUAUCUAUCUAUCUAUCUAUCUAUCUAUCUAUCUAUCACAUAUUUAUCCGUCCAUCCAAUUUACUUCCUAUCUAUCUAUCUAUCUAUCUAUCUAUCUAUCUAUCUAUCUAUCUAUCUAUCUAUCUAUCUAUCUAUCUAUCUAUCUCAUUAGGUUUGUUUCUUUAUCCUUUUUGCAUUCUCUUUCUUUUAUUCUAUGUAUGUAUCUAUCUAUCUAUCUAUCUAUCUAUCUAUACACACACACACAUACAUAUAAAGUAAUAAUAUUUUUAUCUUAA